AUGGUGAACCCCAAUGUCUGGGCCUCAGACACAGAAGCCAAUGGACCCGACACGAACCACCAGGCCCAGCAGAACAAACCCCCCCCCUUGGGCCCCGCCCCCCCCGGCGCCAAGGUGACGGACGCGGCCCCUCCCCCCCCCCAGGCCGCGCCCCUCCCCCCCCCGGCUCAGCUGCUGCUGGCGGGAACCCAGCUGGCGGGGGACGUGCAGCAGUUGGUGCAGCUGCCGCAGCUGCUGCUGGUGCCGGGGGCGCCGCCCCUGCAGCCCCCGCCCCAAUUCCUGCUGCCCCCCCCGGGCCAGGGGGGGCCGCACCCCGGGCUGUUGCCCCCCCCCAAUCUCUUUCAGCUACCUCAGCACAGCCCGGGGGGGCUCCUGCCCAACCCCCCCCGCGGGGGGCUGCACGCACAGCCCCUGGCCCGGCCGGGGGUCCCCGAGUCGCCGGGGGCGCCCCCCAAAGGCCCCGAGGCCCCCCCGGGCCCCCCCCCCGAGGAGCCGAGCGACCUCGAGGAGCUCGAGCAGUUCGCCCGCACCUUCAAACAGCGCCGCAUCAAGCUGGGCUUCACACAGGGCGACGUUGGCCUGGCCAUGGGGAAGCUCUACAGAUACACCAGACGGAUCAAUAAAUCCCCAUAACUCAGCUUCAAAAACAUGUGCAAGCUGAAACCGCUGCUGGAGACCUGGCUGAGGGACGCAGAGACGAUGUCGGACUCGGCCCUGCCCAGCCCCCCCCAGCUGGGCCCCUCCCUCUGGGUCGGGGUUCCCGGGCGGCCCACAAGAAGGCCAACCAGCAUCGAGACCAACGUGAGGUUCGCCCUGGAGAAAUCCUUCCUGGCGAACCAGAAGCCGACGUCGGAGGAGAUCCUGGGCAUGGCGGAGCAGCUGCACAUGGAGAAGGAGGUGAUCCGGGUCUGGUUCUGCAACCGCCGCCAGAAGGAGAAACGGAUCAACCCCAGCGGGGCGGCCCCGAAUCCGCCCAAUUUCACCCCAAACCUGCCCCAAAAUCUCCCGAAUCUGCCCCAAAAUGCCCCAAACCUGCCCCAAAAUGCCCCAAAUCUGCCCCAAAAUGCCCCAAAUCGGCCCCCGAGCGUCGGCGCCGUCAGCGGGAAGGGCGCGAGCUACGGAGCGCAGGGGGUGACCCCGCCCGGCCCCGCCCUCGGCAGCCUCGGCACCACAGUGACGUCACUGACCGCCCGCCCCGCCCCCCCGGAGGCCCCGCCCGGCUCCGCCCCCUCCCCCCUCGGCCUCGGCUCCGGGGGGGCGGUGCUGGGGGGGCUGCUGGGCCCCGCCCCCAUGGCGGCGAUCCAAGCCUUGGCCGGCGCUGGCCCCGCCCCCCCGGCCCCUCCCCUCGCGGCCCCGCCCCUCCAUUGA
Messenger RNA from Camarhynchus parvulus, 1368 nucleotides. It is a transcript of the gene POU2F2, whose product is annotated as POU class 2 homeobox 2. Lineage: Eukaryota; Metazoa; Chordata; Aves; Passeriformes; Thraupidae. Gene Ontology annotation, molecular function: DNA-binding transcription factor activity, RNA polymerase II-specific; RNA polymerase II cis-regulatory region sequence-specific DNA binding. The transcript has 15 exons. Gene Ontology annotation, cellular component: nucleus. Gene Ontology annotation, biological process: regulation of transcription by RNA polymerase II. The record is from RefSeq and is a predicted model, not a curated record.